Molecule: messenger RNA, 1419 nt
Organism: Sus scrofa (pig)
Lineage: Eukaryota; Metazoa; Chordata; Mammalia; Artiodactyla; Suidae
Gene: GPR25
Product: G protein-coupled receptor 25
Biological process (GO): G protein-coupled receptor signaling pathway; immune response; calcium-mediated signaling
Cellular component (GO): external side of plasma membrane; membrane
Molecular function (GO): C-C chemokine binding; C-C chemokine receptor activity
Source: RefSeq, a predicted model, not a curated record
CGCUCCGGUCGAGGUGGCAGGAAGGGAGGUGCUGGGCACCGGCCGUGAAGAGCCAUCCCGCGCUUGGCACCGCGUUUGCCCGCUCGCUCGGCACCGCGUCUGCCCAGGCCUCGCUGGCCAUGCGCCCCACGGAGCCCUGGAGCUCCAGCCCGGCGCCGGCGUUCUGGGACUACUCCGGGUCGGGCGCCCCCGAGGAGCUGGAGGUGUGCGCGGCCCCGGACCUGCCCUACAGCUACGCCUACAUCCCCGCGCUCUACCUGGCGGCCUUCUGCGUGGGCCUGCUGGGCAACGCCUUCGUGGUGCGGCUGCUGGUGGAGCGGCGCGGCCCGCGGCGGCUCGUGGACACCUUCGUGCUGCACCUGGCGGCCGCUGACCUGUGCUUCGUGUUGACGCUGCCGCUGUGGGCCGCGGCGGCGGCGCGGGGAGGCCGCUGGCCCUUCGGCGAGGGCCUGUGCAAGCUCAGCAGCUUCGCGCUGGCCGGCACGCGCUGCGCGGGCGCCCUGCUGCUGGCCGGCCUCAGCGUGGACCGCUACCUGGCCGUGGGCCGCCCGUUGGCCGCGCGCGCCUGGCGCACCCGGCGCUGCGCACUGGCCGCGUGCGGCGGCGUGUGGGCCGCGGCACUGGCGGCCGGCCUGCCCUCGCUGGCCUUCCGCGGGCUGCGGCCGCUGCCCGGGGGCGGAGGCAGCCAGUGCGGCGAGGAGCCGUCCGAUGCUUUCCAGGGCCUGAGCCUGCUGCUGCUGCUGCUGACCCUGGCGCUGCCCUUGGCCGUCACCGUCGUCUGCUACUGCCGAGUGUUGCACCGCCUGCGCGGGCCGCCGCACAUGGGCCGCGCCCGGAGCCGCUCUCUGCGCAUCAUCUUCGCCGUCGAGGGCGCCUUCGUGGGCUCCUGGCUGCCCUUCUGCGCCCUGCGCGCCGUCUUCCACCUGGCGCGCCUGGGCGCGCUGCCGCUGCCCUGCCCCCUGCUGCUGGCGCUGCGCUGGGGCCUCACCGUCGCCACCUGCCUGGCCUUCGUCAACAGCUGCGCCAACCCGCUCAUCUACCUGCUUCUGGACCGCUCGUUCCGCGCGCAGCUGCGGCGGCGCGGGGCCUGCGGGCGCGGCGACUCCAUGGCGCGCGGGAGCAGCUCGGCGUCCUCGCUCUCUGGCGACGACAGCUCCCCGUUCCGGAGCCAGGGCCGCUGGGGGCCCCGAGCCCUGACUUCCGCGGCGGUCGCGUAGCUGUGGGCAGCAGCGGAGCCCCGAGGAGCCGGAGGCGCAGCCACACGGGCCGGCCCCUACCCCCCACCCCGACCUGCCUCCCGGACCUGCCUCCCCAGGCUGCUCCGCCGGCACUGCCAGCUCUCCCAGAACCUCAGCUUUUCCAGCCUCCCCAAGCCAGGCGGCUGAGACCAGCUCUUCUCUCCUUCUGCCCAGUGGCGCC